AUGCAUAGUGGUCAACAACUGUUACGUGUUGUUAAUCGAGUCUUAUCCGAUCAUGAAAAUCAAUUUUAUGAAUAUACAUUAAUUAUUCAUAAUAUAACAUUCGAAGAUGAAACAGAUAUAAAAAUUACUGCAAAAUCUUCUGCAUUAGAAAAAAUUAAAAUCAUUAAACCAAAUGUAACUGGUAAUCCUGUUGGUCAAUUUUCUUUUGUAUCAGAUGAUACUUCACAUACAAUUUCAUGGCGUGAUGAAUAUGAUAUAAAUAAAGUAAAUAUUUAUUCAUAUGGUAUAUAUGAACGUGAAUCAUAUCGUAUUGUUUGUACGGUUCGUCAUCGUGCUGAUAUAUCACGACCAUUAAAAAUAUUUAUGCAUGAUAUUCAAUGUUCAAUGGAAAAUUGUUUAUCAGAUAUUAUUGAUAAAACUUGUCAAUCAUCAUCGAAUUCACGUUUAUUAACUACAACAGAAAAUCGUGUAAAUAAUUUUCAAACACAAUUUAUUAGCAGUGAAUCACAAGUUAUUAAUGAUCCAUCAAUUGGUCAUCAAUAUAUUUGUUGUUAUGAACAAAAUGGAUUAAUUAUGUUAGCAAAAUCAUUAACAGCAUUAGCACGUAAUCGUAAUAUGUUUGUUGUACGUAAACCAGAAUUUAGUUUAGUUACUGGAGAUAUUUUAACAUAUAGAUGUGAAAGUCAUGAUUUGAUUUAUGAUGAUCUUCGAAUGAUUUAUAAUGAUGGUUUAUUUACAUAUGAAAGAAAUCGUUUUGAUGCUCAAUGGUAUUCAUUGGGAAGUAAACAACCAAAACAAACUGAUAUCGAAUGGUCAACACCGACAAGUGAAAAUAUUCGAGACACAAUUAUUGAAGUAAAAACAUUACCAUUAAGGAGAAUUGGUAAAAUUGGUUUUUUUCAAUGUAUGGCUUUAUCUAAACGACCGGAUGUUGUUGUGAAUAUGAAUGAUACAUAUAUAAUUCAAGUAGAUGAUCCUGUACCAUUAAAAUUUAAAAAUAAUCUACCAAUAAUUCAAAAACUUGAACGAAAAUCAGGUAUUAAUGUUGAAUUUGAUUGUUUAUAUGAUGGACGACCACAACCGAAAAUCAAUUGGCUUAAAGGAAAAUUACCAUUAUCAACUGAUGAUUCAACAUUACAAAUUCGUGAUAAUAAUGGAAGUGUUCAUAUCACUCGUGUUCAAGCUUCUGAUACUGGUUAUUAUACGUGUGAAUUAAUUAAUGGUCGUGAUCCAACAUUACGUCGAAGUUUUGAUUUACGUGUUAAAACUCCAUAUUUGCAUUCAAGAUUUCGUCGAUUAAUAGCCAUAUUUAUAAUACUAUCUGCUUUUUUAAUACUUAUUCUACUUAUUUUACUUAUCGUUCUGGCUGUAAAAUAUUAUAAAAUGAAAAAAAUAGUUGAAACAAGUGUUUUUCAUGCUCAUCAACCAGCUGAACCCGAAGAUAAAUCUCAACCACCAAUGACACAAUUACCACGUAUACGAUUACCAGAUAAUUUUGCAUCAACACAACAAGUUCGUACAUUACUUGGUUAUGUUAAUGGUGAUAUAGCACCUGCACUAGCUGAUGAUUUCAAAGAACUUGGUCACGGUCAAUAUGGUGUUGUUUAUCAAGUACGUUUACCAGAAGUUGGUCUUGUUGCUGCAAAAUUAUUACCACAAUCUAUACGUAAUAUUGAACGUCGUCGUGAUAAACGUAAGAAAGGUGAUGAUAAUGAAGAAAGUCAAGAAAUGAUUACAAAAAAACAUGAAAGUCAAAAGAAAAAAGCAGCUGAAAUGUUAAUUGAUGAAAUUAAAGUUAUGCAUAAAGCUGGUAAACAUGUUAAUAUUGUUUCAUUACUUAAAGUUGCAUAUCCAGAAACAAAAAUUAAAUAUAUAAUAACAGGUGGACUUGUACGUGAUGAAGAUUCAUUUUAUUUAAUGGAAUUAUGUUCAAAUGGUUCACUUGAAUCAAUGCUUAAACGUUUUCUUCAACCAUCAUCAAAUAUAUCAGAUAAAAAAUUAUCAUUAUAUGAAACACUUGCUAAACACAAGGAUGUAGGAAUGACUAUUCCACAAGCACAUGAUUCGUGUAUAUUAACAGAUGAUGAUUUAAUAUUAGCUUCUUACCAAGUUGCUUGUGGUGUUGAUUAUUUAAAUAGACGACAAAUAGCUCAUUGUGAUAUUGCAGCAAGAAAUGUUUUAGUUAGUUCAAGAUUUAUUAUGAAAAUAUGUGAUUUUGGUUUGGCAACAUGGACAACAUAUAAAAAUUAUCGUGAACAACUUGCACAAAAUGAUAGUGUACAACUUCAAAAGAAACAUAAUGAACUAGCAACACAUAAUUUAACACCAGAACUUGCUCGAGCUAUUUUACGUGCAUCAACUCCUGAUGAACGUAUUUUACUUAAUAAAGCAUCAAUAAAAUCUGAUGUAUGGUCGUUUGGAAUAUUUCUUUGGACAUUAUUUCUUAAAUGUCGAAUUCGACCAUUUAAUAGACUUUUAGAAGAAAUGGAAAAUAAAAUGGAUGGAGAAACAUUUUUUCAUCGACUUGCUCGUGUAGUUAGUGAAGGUCGUGUUCUUAAAUAUAUUGAUUAUCAACCAGAAAUUCCAAGCAAUAUUUAUGCUAUUAUUCGUGAAUGUCUAGUCGAUGAAAAUAGUCGACCAGAAAUGACACGAAUUCGUGCUCUUCUAUGUCAUUCAAAAAUGUUAUCAAAACAAGCUUUUGAAUAUUAUCGAAAUGAAUAUAAUCGUUAUCAAGAAGACAAUGAAACAGAUGAGAAUGUUUUUCUUUUUGGUGAAGAUCAAGGUGUUAGUGAAUUACCAACAUUUCAUAAUGAUAAUACAAGUCCAUCUAAUUCUCCUCGUAAUAAUGAUGUUACAUAUCGUUCAACAACAACAAAUGAUUAUUAUCCAACAGCAAGUGAUAAUACAUCUCAUACAUAUUUAUCUCAAUCAGAUAAAGAUUAUUCUGAACAAAGAGAUGAUUCAUAUUUAACACCAUUGACACCAUCAACAAAAACAAAUAAUAAUAAUCAACAACGAACAAUAGCUGGUGGUAUAUCUGACAAAUUGAUACCAUUAGUUAAAGAAAAUAAGAAUACUCAAUCACAAUCAACAACUGAAUCAAAUAUUCCUUCUGUUAUUCCUAAAGUUCGUGCACCAUUAAGACCACCACCGCCUCCACCACGUUUAUCAACAAAACGUGAUGGUGAAGGUGGUGAUAGUUAUGUAUAA
Molecule: messenger RNA, 3210 nt
Organism: Rotaria sp. Silwood2
Lineage: Eukaryota; Metazoa; Rotifera; Eurotatoria; Philodinida; Philodinidae
Source: the annotation of a GenBank genome assembly